CAUAUCUUACUAGAAUUUUAAAGGAAAACAGGAUAGGGAGAUACAAAAUGGAAAAGGGGAAGGGGCAAUAAAAGUAAAAUGAUUUUGACAACAAAUGCUCUGCAUCACUAGAUUACAGAUAAUAGUCUUUACAAAUUUAUAACUCAUAGACUAUAACUAAUAAUUUGCUAGUACAAUUUUAUAAUAUCAAAUUCGGGAACAGUCCCCAAGAUCAUAUACGCAAUCAUGAUUAUGCAUUAAGCCAAUCAUAGAAGUUUCCAAUGAUUUUCUUCAUCACUUGAUAAUUUACCUUUAAGGCAAAACGCCAAUAAAUCUACUUCGGCUAUUUCUAAUAUUUUAAUUAAAAUAGUUUCUUAAACACCCUCCCAAGGGAGGACCAGGGUCCCUCUAAACACAAGCACUUCUUCCCAUCUGGAUACGGCUGCAUUCAGCUCUUCGUCCGCCGCUCCCUCGAAACGGAAGUCCCAAAUCUCACCGGAAACGAGAGCGCGCGAGUGCCGUUCUAGCCUCGGCCUCUCUGUGGUUCUUCCCUAGCCCAGAUGGCCGCCACAGCGGUCGUGCUGGCCGCAGCUCUGGGUGGAGGGUUGCUUCUCCUAGCCCGGCGCCUCUGGGGGGCGGCUGGGAAGGUCCCGCGCAGCGUGUCCGCCGCCUCGAUGGAAGGCAAGACGGUGAUCAUCACCGGCGCGAACAGCGGCCUCGGACGGGCUACGGCGGCGGAGCUGCUACGGCAACACGCGAGGGUCAUAAUGGCUUGCCGGGACCGCGGCCGCGCUGAAGAGACAGCGCGCGAGCUCCGCGCCCAGCUCGGCCUGUGCUCGCGGGGAGGGGGCGAGUGUCGCGGGGAGCUCCUGGUGCGAGAGCUCGACUUGGCCUCGCUCCGCUCAGUGCGCAGCUUCUGCCAGCAGGUGCUGCAGGAACAGCCAAGAGUGGAUGUCUUGAUCAACAAUGCAGGGAUAUUCCAGUGUCCCUACACAAAGACAGAGGAUGGUUUUGAGAUGCAGUUUGGUGUCAACCAUUUAGGCCACUUCUUGCUUACACAUCUCCUCCUGGGGCUUCUCAAAAGCUCAGCCCCCAGCAGGAUUGUAGUGGUUUCCUCCUCCCUUUACAAAUAUGGAGAGAUCAACUUCGACGACUUGAACAGCGAGCUGAGUUACAACAAAAGCUUUGCUUACAGUCGAAGCAAACUGGCUAACCUCCUGUUUGUCAGAGAGUUGGCCCGACGCUUAGAAGGCACCGGAGUCACUGUCAAUGCCCUCCAUCCCGGUAUUGUCAGAACAAAUCUAGGCAGACACAUACAGAUUCCUUUACUGGUAAAGCCCCUCUUUAAUUUGGUGUCUUGGGCUUUCUUCAGAUCCCCCUUGGAAGGAGCCCAGACAUCUAUUUAUCUGGCCUCCUCUCCAGAAGUAGAGGCUGUCUCUGGGAAAUAUUUUGGAAACUGCAAGGAGCAGCCACUACUGCCUAAAGCCACAGAUGACUUAGUGGCAAGGAAACUGUGGGAUAUCAGCGAAGUGAUGGUGGGGCUGCUAAAAUAAGGGGAGGCACCAAAUAAGUAUAUUGUGUAUAUUUAUUUAUUUUGAGACCUUACCAUUUCCUGCCUCGAUUGUCCUUUCCCUACUGAGACACAGGAAACAGAGUUUUGUGUCCACAGUUGGGAAGAAUAAUAGCAAGCAAUAUGCAGGAUCUCUCUGUGUAUGUUUUUUUUUUAAAGAAGCUAUUCUUUGUAUUAAUGAAAUGUCAUAUUUAGAGAGAAGAUUUAAAGAGAAAAUCCAGUAUAUUUCUGUUUUGAGAAAAAAGGUAGCUGUUCAACAAAGGGGAAGAUGUCUUGUUUCUAAUAUAUAUGCUGGCUAUUCAGAGCUUUAUGUCUGAAUCAGCUGUGCAUGAUGCUGUACUUGAAAUGUGUGGCAGCUUUGUCUCUGUAUCCUUAGAGGAAUGCUAGGCGUAUGAGGGAAGGGAGAGAAAUGUCUUGUGAGCACAGUGUCUGUCUGCCUGCUUUGGUGAGGAAACCCCACUAUAUAUACACACAGAGACAGUAUGGGAAAACCUGACUUGCAGUGAAGUAACACUGUUGCUCACUGGUACACCAGAUGAUAUAGGAGCAGAAGCCAGGAUACAGUUGAACAUUUAAAAGUCUUGCAGAAGGUACAGCUCAAAAAAACUUAUUUCCAUCCAUUUCACCUCAUUGCUAGUUUCCCUUACCCCUCCUUUAAAAAAAAAUAGCUCUGUCGGGCAUCUCAGAUAUUGGCCUGAACCGUUACAUUUAUGAUACAGCAAGGCUGAAGCCUGCUGCUCUGGAAACACAUGCCCAAGGCCAGGUGUGGCCAAGCCACUUUUGAGGUAUCUCAAGCGUGCACGUAUUAAGUAGAUGAUUUGUAUUUCCCAAAAUCAAGCCGCCAGGACUUGGCAAGGCCGAUGAGGCUGCGGUCCUAAGCAGCAUAGCAUAAUAAACCUUGCUGAAAUCUAUAAUUCUUGCCUCAACAUCAAAUAUAUGGCACAAGGUUCUUCACAACUGCAAGCGUUCACCUGCCCAGAGUUGUCUCAGGGGUUAGUAUUCCUCGGUCCUUCUUUCAGAGAAAGAAGUUUUGGUACUAUAUUAAUAGAUAUGAAUUGAAGAUCACAUUAAACCGGAAACUGAGAGCUUGGCCUCUGUGCAUUUAAUCAGAAAAAAGUGAGGUCACUGAAGAAGUAUGUGUAAACUACAAGUCCCAAACCACCUAAAGCUACCAUCUGUUCCUCAUUAUAGUACUACCAAGUGGUUUUUGCGGCCUCAAUGAGCGUGCUUCCAUUUGACAACGUACUGCUUUUAAAUACAGUGGGUUGGAUCCCAAGGUACUCUUAUGUGAGCGGAAGGCAGUUCCAUGCACACAAUGGUGGGGGGAGGGUCCCUGCAAUUUCCACUAAUUCACCACUCAAGAUGUAGCCCCCUCCAUAUUGUGGGCUGCCUUGUUCCUGACCCUCCAGAGUAGUUUUUUGGAGGGAGAAGGAGAGCUGCAGACAGGGAAGAGCGGGAAAGGUCUAUAAUGCCUAUGGACUUCUGCUUGCGGUUCGAUCUGAUAGAACAAAUACUGAUCCUGAGUGUGUUCCAUGAAGAAAUAUGUUGUAGUGAAUCUGAGACAAGUGUGUGAAUGGUUUUGAGUGGUUUCCGGCUUCCUGCCUCAGGAGAAUAGCCCAUGUCUUCCUGAGCCAUUCCGUUAGAAGUUGGUAUUCAGGUUUGGGUGCUUGUUCAGUAGCACUGGCAUGAAUUUUAUAUGUAUAUAUAGACAUAUAUAUAUAAAAUAUAUGAACACACACUACUAAAUGUGUCUAAACUAGACGUGUAUUGCACCAGCUAGAAAUUCUGUAUAUUGAUUCUCAGAAGUUUCAGUUACAUAAAUGUGCCUCAUUUUGUUCUUCUUAAAAAAAGAUUAUAUCUGAAAUUAAAAAUGUAUCAAAACCA
Messenger RNA from Heteronotia binoei (common prickly gecko), 3433 nucleotides. It is a transcript of the gene RDH14, whose product is annotated as retinol dehydrogenase 14. Lineage: Eukaryota; Metazoa; Chordata; Lepidosauria; Squamata; Gekkonidae. The record is from RefSeq and is a predicted model, not a curated record. The coding region runs from base 540 to 1532 and encodes 330 amino acids. The transcript has 2 exons.